This is a messenger RNA of Penicillium salamii, 1311 nucleotides long. NCBI's taxonomy places the organism in Eukaryota, Fungi, Ascomycota, Eurotiomycetes, Eurotiales, Aspergillaceae. The record is from the annotation of a GenBank genome assembly.
AUGGAUGACAACACCGAUGUUGAGAUCCAUGGCCAGGCAAAAACCGACAAUUGUGGCCAUAUAAAUCCUGAACACAAUCAAAAAAUAGCCGAUCGCAGAGUUUUGCCUCUUCUGCUAGUCGGUUUCGCCGUCUAUCAGCUUGAUCGGACGAAUAUUGGGAGUGUUCUUACGGGUGACUUUGCGAGGAUUAUCUCGGUGGAUAAGAACACCAUCAAUUUGGGAAAUCAACUGAUGUUUUUGGGUGUUAUUAUAUUGGAGAUUCCAUCGAACAUGGUAUUACACAAGAUAGGUGCUCGCCGAUGGAUAGGCGGGCAGGUUUUUAUCUUUGGUCUCGUAGCCUGUUUACAGGUUUUUCUGCGAAACAAAGUGGGCUUUCUCGUGACGAGAUCGAUACUAGGCCUCGCUGAAGCAGGGUACAUUCCAGGCGCGAUGUAUACGCUUUCUACGUGGUACGAUGCAAAUCAAUUAACGAAAAGAAUUGCCAUAUUCUUUUUCGGGAUGUUUGGUGGUACUGCCAUUUCCCCAUUACUUGGAGCUGCCCUCUUAAAACUAGAGGGGAAGGGUGGCCUUUUCGGUUGGCAAUGGAUCUUCCUAGUGGAGGGUCUAUUUGCUAUUGUCAUGUCUAUUAUUCUGUUUUACGGCCUUCCUGAAAAGAGGGAAAAUUACCCCAUUCCGAAGGACCAAGAGUCGGGAUCCCUAGAUCUACCUUCACCAGAUCGUCACCGACCUCACAUAUCCCCCCGGUUGAUAUGGGAGACAUUGACGAAUGUACAAAAAUGGCCCCAUUUCAUCGCCACCGCAUGUGUGUUCUCAACAUGGAGCCCACUUACUACAUACACUCCAAGUAUCAUCAUGGAGCUUGGAUUCAGACCCAUUGAAGCGAAUGCCCUGGCUGCAAUAGGCAGCCUUCUUACUCUUCCCGUCAUUUUUUGCUUUGCCUGGAUGAGUGAUGUACUAAAGAAGAGAGGCCUAGUUGUCCUGAUCGCUAUCUCAGUAUACUUGGUUGCUUUGGUGCUCCUCAGGGUCUUGCAGACGCAUGUCGAUAAAUGGGGCAAGUUUGGGUUAUGGACUACCGUCAAUGCUUUCGCUGUGGGAUAUCACCCGAUUCACAAUGCUUGGAUUCAAAUCAAUUGCAAGUCCGCCGAAGAGAGAAGUAUAAGUGUUGCUUAUCCCCGGGGAUUGAUCAUAAUGAUCGCUUUGGUUUUGUCGGGGUUACUGCUUGUGGUGCUACAGAUCAUCCUCUUUCGCGCCCAUAAUCGGCGUAUGGGAAAUGCAGUUUCGGGGAAAUUGGGGUCAACAUAUGAUUUGUGA